This is a messenger RNA of Cannabis sativa, 1157 nucleotides long. RefSeq lists its product as uncharacterized. Gene Ontology annotation, biological process: maturation of SSU-rRNA from tricistronic rRNA transcript (SSU-rRNA, 5.8S rRNA, LSU-rRNA). The coding region runs from base 323 to 859 and encodes 178 amino acids. Gene Ontology annotation, cellular component: nucleolus. The transcript has 5 exons. Lineage: Eukaryota; Viridiplantae; Streptophyta; Magnoliopsida; Rosales; Cannabaceae. The record is from RefSeq and is a predicted model, not a curated record.
AACAUUUUUUUUUUUUUAAAAACAAAACCCUAAAAAUCUCAUCAGAUCCCCUCUCUCACUCUAUCGAAUUCUCUCGCUCACCUCAUCCCUCUUUAAAGCCGCUGCCCACUGCUCAGAGAGUGGACGACGCCGGUGAUUCGCUGCCCAGCGAUUUGACGACGACGGAGACGGCUUCUCCCCUACUCGCUGACGUCGACGGCCAUCUCCUCCCUAAGUCGCCGACGGCAUCUUCACCAACGACGGAAGCGACACAGCUCCUCUCUCCCCAACGACGACACAUCUUCUCCCUCGCAAACGGCAGCAACUCAGUAACGCAGGCCUGAUGGCUCCUUUCAAAGGCAAAGCAAAGAUGUCCAAGCGUGAUGAGGGAAAAGACGAAAGAAUAGACCUGAAGAAUAUUAUGAAAGAUAUUGAGCUUUUGGGUUACUCGCAUAUGACAUGGAAGGAGAAGAAGGAAUUUGAGAAUAUGAAGGUGGUUUCCCUUGGGGGAAAGCCUUCAAAACAACAGAGAUUACCUCUUAGUGUAGCAAAACCGAAGAUGAAAAAACAGAAGGAAAGAGAACAGAAAAUGCUUCAAGAGAGGUUGAUUCUCGGUCGAUUUGGUGGGAGUUCUAGUAGGAACUCUGGCAGUGGUGGGAAAAGAUCCGAUGUGAAGCGUCGUCGGCCAGAGGACAGAGUUCUGAAGUCAAGUCAAGGUGUUUUUAGAAAAGGUGUACUUGAUGUGAAGCAUUUGCUGAGUCAUAAUCCAUCCAGAGCGACUGAACCUUCCACUCAGAUGUUCAACAAAGGAAGAAAGACUGGAAAUGGAAACAGCAAAGGGAAGAGUGGUGGUAUGAAAAUGUUGAAAUUUAAUUUAUAAGUAAAAAAAAAAAGCCAGGAUAAUUCUUGUUUAUGCAUGACAAAAUUAUAUUAGUUUUUAAUUUACCUUUUUAUAGCUUUAGAGGGAUCCGUAUUCUCUCUCAGAAAGAGAGAUCAUUAUUUUUUUUCUUUUGUAACUUAAAUGGGAAGUAUUGGUAUUCAAUCAAUGCAAUCCGCAUUUUUUUGGUCAAACAACAUCUAAUCCGUACUAAGUGCGGAUUUCAUAUUUUAGAUCCAAUUCGAUCCGCAUAAUAGUUUAAAUUUAAUUCAAUCUACAAUAGUGCUGAUUGGAUCGGUUA